AUGAUGGUUGGGGAGCAACGCCAGCAGCAGCAGCCAGUGGGCCACGGCCACGGCCGCAGUCCGGUGUUUGAGGCUAGUUAUAUGCAACAACAGCAGCAGGCCAACUUUUCUUCGUCGUCGUCGUCGUCGUCGUCUUCGGAGUCAACGCCGGUGGCUAUAGCUAUGGCAGCAGCUGCAUCUACAGCUGCUGCUAGCUCGAAAAACAGCCAGACCAGUAGCAGCGGCAGCAGCAGCAGCAAAAAUAGCAAAAGAGACGGCACCAGGCCCUACAAGUGUCCGCACUGUGACAAGGCGUUCCACAGACUAGAACACCAAACAAGACACAUUCGGACCCACACGGGCGAAAAGCCACAUCUCUGUAAAUUUCCCGGCUGCUCGAAAAAAUUUAGCAGAUCGGACGAGUUGACAAGACACUUGAGAAUACACGCUAAUCCAAACUCAAGAAAGAACAAAAAGUCAUCCUCGUUACUAGACUUGAACAAGAGCGAUGCGCGAGAUCAGAUUGUGUUUGAAACUAUUAUUGACGAUGGCCAAAAAAGUGCUCCUAGUCAAGCCCUGAAGCAAGCUGAACCUGGUACCGCCCUGUACCAUGAUAAUACUGGUAAUAACAACAACAACAACAACAGCAACCCUAAUAAUAGUUCGCCGCCUUCAUCACCGUUGAUGUCCACGAUCCAAAUCAAAGGACAACUGCAACAAGAAGACCAUGCACUUGAAACUAAGCAUCCACAACAGCCGCAACCACUCACACCAAACGCAACUCCCACAUUGAAACCAAAAGCAAGAAGAUCGGGUUCUGCCAAUCACAUACCCACCGCCACCACCACCACCAACAAAGAAAACCAGGAUUCGUCCGUUUCAAUGGCAAAACAUCCAUCUAGUAUCGAUAUAUUGGCUCUGGCUGCAACGCAGGAAUUGCAAAUCAUGGAAUCAUCUAAAUCAUUACCGUCACUAACCGACCAUUUCAAGUUGAAACAAAGACUUUUGAACUUGCCCACAAAUGCAAUAACCUCUAACUUCACCUUGUCUUCGCCAUCACCUGCCACUACCAAGUUUUCAUUCCACACUUCAAAUUACGACUCCACCCCAUCAACUUCAGCAUCAAACCUAUAUCCGAUUUUCCAUUCUAAUAAUAAUAAUAAUAGUAAUAAUAAUAAUCACGAAAGUUUGCAAUAUUUGUCCAAUGUUGCUAGCCGGUUUUCAUCAAAUCCUAGUAAUCAAUUCACAAGAAUGAUUUCAAUCCAAGAUAACUUCAUCAACAAUAACAAUAACAACAAUGCAACGAUACAACCACAACCAAGACGCAAGACCCACAUUUCUCAUGAUUCGGAUAUCGACUAUAUAAGACAAAAAUUGAAGAAAUCGAGGCCAAACAGUCCCAAAUUUUACCAGUAUGGUAAUAACAACAGUUUCCAUGGUACAACAGCUCACCACCUGAACCAGUAUAACCACCUGAAUCAGCAUCAUCACCAACAACAACAUCAAACAUUACCAAACUCGCCCAUAUUGGGGUUGUCAACAAACUCAACUCCGUUGAUAUCGGCAAACAACAGUUGUACAAAUUUGACGUUAUUGACCAUGACCCCAGUUGUUAAAACUACUUCUACCACAACAAACUCCACUACUAAUCGUAGUUCCAACGGUGCCGUGGGAUUCAAUAUAUCGCCAUCGUUAAAUCGUUCGAUAACACCGCCGCCUUUACAUCGGUCUCAAUCACCAAAACUGCAUUUAAAUUCAACAACACCGAAAAUAUCUCCUCAUUCAAAUGAUGCACUUCCAAGUUUCAAAAGUUUAAACUUACCCAUGUAA
Messenger RNA from Lodderomyces beijingensis, 1809 nucleotides. The record is from the annotation of a GenBank genome assembly. Lineage: Eukaryota; Fungi; Ascomycota; Pichiomycetes; Serinales; Debaryomycetaceae.